This is a messenger RNA of Chaetomium strumarium, 887 nucleotides long. RefSeq names its product Metallo-dependent phosphatase-like protein. Gene Ontology annotation, cellular component: endosome; retromer complex. Bases 123 to 734 code for a protein of 203 amino acids. Gene Ontology annotation, biological process: retrograde transport, endosome to Golgi; intracellular protein transport. NCBI's taxonomy places the organism in Eukaryota, Fungi, Ascomycota, Sordariomycetes, Sordariales, Chaetomiaceae. The transcript has 3 exons. The record is from RefSeq and is a predicted model, not a curated record.
UUCUCUCUAGUUCAAUUCAUUACGCGCUUCCCAGAAUCGCUUGCCGAACUAGCCGCUUCAUUGGCCAGGCCCACGCUUUGUCCUACCGAGUCACUCGCAAGAGGAUAGAGCUAUCCGUCGCAAUGGCCUUUCUAAUCCUAGUAAUUGGCGACCUACACAUACCUGACCGGGCGCUCGACAUCCCUCCAAAGUUCAAGAAGCUCCUCUCCCCAGGCAAAAUUGCGCAGACGCUCUGCUUGGGCAAUCUGACCGACCGCGCGACCUACGACUACCUGCGCAGCAUAUCCCCGGAUCUCAAGAUGGUCAAGGGGCGAAUGGACGUGGAGGCGACGUCCCUGCCGCUCAGCCAGGUGGUGACGCACGGGGCAGUGCGCAUUGGCUUUCUAGAGGGCUUCACGCUGGUUAGCGACGAGCCUGACGUGCUGCUGGCCGAGGCCAACCGGCUGGACGUGGACGUGCUGUGCUGGAGCGGCGGGACGCACCGUUUCGAGUGUUUCGAGUACAUGGACAAGUUCUUUGUGAAUCCCGGGAGUGCCACGGGCGCCUUCACGACGGACUGGGCUGCUGAAGGGGAGGAAGGGGAGGUGGUGCCAAGUUUCUGUCUGAUGGAUGUACAAGGGAUUUCCCUGACGCUCUAUGUCUAUCAGUUGAGGAAAGGCGAGAACGGGGCGGAGAAUGUGGCGGUUGAGAAGGUCACGUACACCAAGCCGGUCGAGCCGACAGGGGCAUCAUGAAGGCGAUGGUGAUGGUGAUUGCGGCAGUGAUGUGGUGAUCAAGAACCUAGUGGCCCAAGAACUGUCUAAUGCUGCUCGGGAGGCAAGGGACCCGGCUUGAUGAGGAGGCAGCGAUGAUGGAUCAUCAAGGGCACCAGGACUUCCUUUCGAUAA